Molecule: messenger RNA, 2277 nt
Organism: Piliocolobus tephrosceles (Ugandan red Colobus)
Lineage: Eukaryota; Metazoa; Chordata; Mammalia; Primates; Cercopithecidae
Gene: ARX
Product: aristaless related homeobox
Exons: 4
Biological process (GO): regulation of transcription by RNA polymerase II
Molecular function (GO): RNA polymerase II transcription regulatory region sequence-specific DNA binding; DNA-binding transcription factor activity, RNA polymerase II-specific
Source: RefSeq, a predicted model, not a curated record
CCGCCACCGCCAACCGCGCGCCCGGGGGAUCGGCCGGACGGCACAGGGGCCGCCGCGGCCGCCGCGGCCGCGGCCGCCGCGGCCUGGGACACGCUCAAGAUCAGCCAGGCGCCGCAGGUGAGCAUCAGCCGCAGCAAGUCGUACCGCGAGAACGGGGCGCCCUUCGUGCCGCCGCCGCCCGCGCUGGAUGAGCUGGGCGGCCCGGGGGGCGUCACGCACCCGGAGGAGCGCCUCGGCGCGGCCGGGGGCCCGGGCAGCGCCCCGGCUGCGGGUGGUGGCACCGGCACCGAGGACGACGAGGAGGAGCUGCUGGAGGACGAAGAGGAUGAGGACGAGGAAGAGGAACUGCUGGAGGACGACGAGGAGGAGCUGCUGGAGGACAACGCCCGCGCGCUGCUCAAGGAGCCCCGGCGCUGCGCUGUGGCUGCCACUGGCGCCGUGGCCGCAGCAGCUGCCGCUGCAGUGGUCACAGAGGGCGGGGAGCUGUCACCCAAGGAAGAGCUGCUGCUGCACCCGGAAGACGCUGAGGGCAAGGACGGCGAGGACAGCGUGUGCCUGUCUGCGGGCAGCGACUCGGAGGAGGGGCUGCUGAAACGCAAACAGAGGCGCUACCGCACUACGUUCACCAGCUACCAGCUGGAAGAACUGGAGCGAGCGUUCCAGAAGACACACUACCCCGACGUCUUCACCAGGGAGGAACUGGCCAUGAGGCUGGACUUGACCGAGGCCCGAGUCCAGGUCUGGUUCCAGAACCGUCGGGCCAAGUGGCGCAAGCGGGAGAAGGCGGGCGCGCAGACCCACCCCCCGGGGCUGCCCUUCCCGGGGCCGCUCUCUGCUACCCACCCGCUCAGCCCCUACCUGGACGCCAGCCCCUUCCCUCCGCACCACCCGGCGCUAGACUCUGCUUGGACUGCCGCUGCCGCCGCCGCCGCCGCCGCCUUCCCGAGCCUACCUCCGCCUCCCGGCUCGGCCAGCCUGCCGCCCAGCGGGGCGCCGCUGGGCCUGAGCACUUUCCUCGGAGCGGCAGUGUUCCGACACCCGGCUUUCAUCAGCCCGGCAUUCGGCAGGCUCUUCUCCACAAUGGCCCCCCUGACCAGCGCGUCGACCGCGGCCGCUCUCCUGAGACAGCCCACACCCGCCGUGGAGGGCGCAGUGGCAUCGAGCGCCCUGGCCGACCCGGCCACGGCGGCCGCAGACAGACGCGCCUCUAGCAUAGCCGCGCUGAGGCUCAAGGCCAAGGAGCACGCGGCGCAGCUCACGCAGCUCAACAUCCUGCCGGGCACCAGCACGGGCAAGGAGGUGUGCUAAAGGCUGCCCUCCACCCCCGCGCCCCGCGCGCGCCCCGAAAGGUCACCUCACUCAGCACCACUCAAGACCAAAUGGAAACAGAGGACCAGCACACUCCCGAGACGGCACUGAGAGAACGCAGCCGCCUUCGCAGCACUCUGGAUGCGGGCAUGGCAGCCCUCUGCGCUCCGGGACGUGGCACCUCCUCGGCUGGCUGUCCACCCACCCCUGCCCCUGCCCCUGCCCCUGCUACUGCCAACCUCGCUCCAACUCCAACAUCCACUCUCUCUUGUUCUUACUUUCCUGAAAAUAUCGGGGAGGUUUUCUCCCCCAGACGCCUGACAUUGAAGUAAAAAAUUUAAAAAGCCCAACCUCUUCCUCCUGACACCCCACUUAGCCUUUUUUUUUUUUUUUUUUUUUUUUAAAAAGCAUUUUGGCGCUCGAAGUUGAUCUCCCCAGUGUGGGCCCCAGCGUGAAGCCAGGGCCCGGGAAGCAAAUGCGAGCCUGUAAGAUAGCUAACAGUGCACUUAAAGGAAAGGGGCAUCUUGUUCUUGUUCUCUUCUUUAUCAUACACCAACCAAGGUUUUUAUAUCAAACCAAAGGGAAAUACUCUGCUAGAAUAUGGACUGUUGAAGUCACCAAACUGUGAUUAUUGAUUCUGUACAUACCAUUGUUAUUAAAAAAAAAAAAAAAGAAGAACAGAGCUUUGUAUAUUUGAAAUGUUAUAACGCAAUUGCACUCAGCGUGGUAUGGUAAAAGUUUGUCCUCCUGUAGAUUCUUACUGUGUUGUAGAUACGGUAGGGUUCCUAGACAAAUAUUUAUGUACUCAAGCCCUUUAUUUAACUUAUUAACUGUAGAGGCUUCCGAAACCUUCAAGAUAAAGGCAAUGGUACAGUACUUUUGUGUAAUGUGUAAUUGUUACCACUUUUCCUUGCUAUCUAGUGGAGAAGUGUCACGCUCAAAAUAAAAAAAAUUAUAUGUUUAACAAAA